Molecule: messenger RNA, 2502 nt
Organism: Centropristis striata (black sea bass)
Lineage: Eukaryota; Metazoa; Chordata; Actinopteri; Perciformes; Serranidae
Gene: ptchd3b
Product: patched domain-containing protein 3
Exons: 4
Coding region: 1-2502 (833 amino acids)
Cellular component (GO): membrane
Source: RefSeq, a predicted model, not a curated record
AUGGCCAGAUUCCGCACAGAUUGCAUAGAAAGACCCCUUCGGAUCUGUUUUGAGAUGAUGGGUCAUUUUAUCGGCUCUCAUCCCUGGUGGUUCUUGAUUGCCCCCCUUAUUCUCUCAGCAAGUCUGGGAAGUGGAUUUUACCUUCUCAAAGACAGAAUGUCAAACGACAUUGAAGAGCAGUUCACACCUGUCGAUGGACGAGCCAAGCUGGAGAGGAAAUACAUCCGAGAGACUUUCCCCGGAAAUGAUUCCAUGUUUUCACGGUUAAGACUGAGCACGGAUGGGAAUUAUGCAACUGUUAUAGUUACGAGUGACAGGAAUAUUCUGUCUGUGGAGUCUCUGCAGGAGAUCCUAGACUUGGACUUCACAGUUAGGACUAUGGCAGUGCAGUUAGAGAACCAGUCAUUUGAGUAUGUGGAUGUCUGUGCUCAGAUGAUGGGAUCCUGCACCUCUAAUGACAUUUUAGAUAUACUUGAAUACACUGCUACCAAUAUAGACACAGUCAAUUUGACAUUUCCGUGGCAUUACACUGAUUUAAGGAGUUUUCCUUUAUAUUUAAGUCUGGGGAGUGUUAAACUCUACGAGGAGAGCUCAGUUGUUGAAAGUGCUAAAGCCAUACAGCUCCAUUACUAUUUACAUCAGGACAACAAAACUGAUCUUUGGUUGGAAAGCUUCAUUAAUAUGAUCUCAAACAUUUCAUCAACUUCCAUUCAGGUGUCAUACUCCACCUCCAUGUCAAUGCAGUGGGAAUUUAAAAAAUCUCCAUCUUCCGUCAUCUACUUAUUCUCCAUCACCUAUGCCAUUGCCAUCACAUUUUCCAUCAUAUCAUGUUGGAGGUUGGAUAAUGUGAGGACGAAGGUGUGGGUGGCGUCCUGCGGGGUUUUCUCUACAGGACUGGCAGUGCUGACUGGUUUUGGUGCUCUGUUGUUGCUAGAUCAACCUUUUGUCAUGACAGUUGCCUCCUGUCCUUUCAUGAUAUUAGGUAUUGGACUGGAUGACAUGUUCAUCAUGAUCUCCUGCUGGCAGAGGACUCGUGUUCUGGACAGCGUCCCCGAGCGGCUGGCUGACACUUACAGGGACGCUGCCGUCUCCAUCUCCAUCACCACCCUGACCGACGCUCUGGCUCUCUUUCUGGGUUACAGCUCGCCAUUUGGUUCAGUUCGCUCCUUCUGCCUGUACGCUGGCGUUGCUAUUAGCUUCUGCUACCUGUACAGCGUCACUUUCCUGGGGGCGUGUUUGGCUUUGAACGGACAGAGGGAGGCGGAGAACAAGCACUGGUUCACCUGCGCCAAAAUCCCAGAAGAUUUACCAUCCAGGAAUUCAAAAGCCUUCAGUAUCUGCUGUGUUGGGGGGAGCUAUGAUCGAAUCACUGAGAAGGAGGAAACUGAGCCAAUGAGUUAUAUGUUUGAGCGGUUCUAUGGUCCAUUUCUGACCCAUAAGUUGGUAAAAUCUUGUGUAUUUGUCUUGUACGCAGGCUAUCUGGCUAUUAGUAUCUAUGGUUGUUUUAUCCUAAAGGAGGGACUGGACAUCAGGAAUCUGGCUUUGGAUGAUUCCUACAUCAUAGAUUACUACAACAGUCAAAGGCAACACUUCUCUGAAUACAGCUGCAACGUGAUGGUAGCAGUGGAGCAGCCCUUUCCAUACUGGGACGAGAAUGAACAGAAGCAUCUGCAGUCAUGCAUUUUAAAUUUUGAGAGUUUGAACUUCGUCAAUGGCACUUUUGCUUGGUUUCUCUCCUUUCUAGAGUAUGCAAAUGUCACCAAUCUCACUAUAAGUUCUCAGGAGGCUUUCCAAAGACAUCUGGCCCAUUUCUUAGAACUCAACGUCAUGUUCCAACAAGACAUCAACUUCACCGCAGACGAUAAGAUUCAGGCCUCUCGCUUUUUCAUUCAGACGCUCAACAAUGCACCACCAAAGGACAUGAUGAUUGGACUGAGGAACACAGCAGAGGGUUGUCCUGUAGAGCUACUGGUGUAUCACCCUGCCUUCAUCUACUUUGACCAGUACACUGUCAUUAUGGACAACACCAUUCAAACCAUCCUGGUGGCUGUGGUGGUGAUGCUGGUCGUCUCCUUCGUCCUCGUACCCAGUCCUCUCUGUUCCCUUUGGGUGGCUUUUGCAAUUUGUUCAGUCAUUGUUGGCGUGACGGGGUUCAUGGGCCUGUGGGGUGUCAACCUGGACUCCAUCUCCAUGAUCAACCUGCUCAUGUGCAUCGGUUUCUCUGUUGACUUCUCAGCACAUAUUUCUUACUCUUUUGUCUCCAGCUCCAAGAGUGACGCCAAUGAGAAAGCCAUGGACGCUUUGGCCCAUUUAGGCUAUCCCAUACUGCAAGGAGCACUGUCUACCGUUUUAGGAGUGGUGGUGCUGUCCGUGUCCGAGAGUUACAUCUUCAGGACUUUCUUUAAGAUUGUUUUUCUGGUGAUUACUUUUGGGCUGCUCCAUGGUUUAGUGUUCAUUCCAGUGUUUCUGACUCUGUUUGGGACCUUUGGGAAGUGGUGCUGA